Messenger RNA from Talaromyces proteolyticus, 768 nucleotides. RefSeq names its product putative 60S ribosomal protein L2. The coding region runs from base 1 to 768 and encodes 255 amino acids. The record is from RefSeq and is a predicted model, not a curated record. The transcript has 4 exons. Lineage: Eukaryota; Fungi; Ascomycota; Eurotiomycetes; Eurotiales; Trichocomaceae. Gene Ontology annotation, biological process: cytoplasmic translation. Gene Ontology annotation, cellular component: ribosome; cytosolic large ribosomal subunit. Gene Ontology annotation, molecular function: structural constituent of ribosome; RNA binding.
AUGGGUCGUGUGAUCCGCAACCAGAGGAAGGGUCGUGGAUCCAUUUUCACGGCUCACACCCGUCUCAACAAGGCCCCUGCCCAAUUCCGCACUCUCGACUACGCUGAGCGACAUGGAUACGUUCGCGGUGUUGUGAAGGAGAUCAUCCACGAUCCUGGUCGUGGUGCGCCCUUGGCUAAGGUUUCUUUCCGCCACCCAUACCGCUUCAAGAAGAUCACCGAGACAUUCAUCGCCAACGAGGGCAUGUACACUGGCCAGUUCAUCUACGCCGGCAAGAGCGCCGCCCUGACUGUUGGAAACAUCCUCCCUCUCGGCUCCGUCCCCGAAGGUACCGUCGUCACCAACGUCGAGGAGAAGAUCGGUGACCGUGGCUCUCUUGGCCGUACUUCUGGCAACUACGUUACUGUCAUCGGCCACAACCGUGACGAGGGAAAGACCCGUGUCAAGCUUCCCAGUGGUUCCAAGAAGGUCGUCAGCAGCAAAUCUCGUGGUAUGAUCGGAAUUGUUGCCGGAGGUGGUCGUACCGACAAGCCUUUGCUGAAGGCCUCCCGUGCCAAGCACAAGUUCGCUGUCAAGCGCAACUCCUGGCCCAAGACUCGUGGUGUUGCCAUGAACCCUGUCGACCAUCCUCACGGUGGUGGUAACCAUCAACACAUUGGUAAAGCCUCUACUAUCUCGCGGUACGCUGCCCAAGGUCAAAAAGCCGGUCUUAUUGCUGCUCGUCGUACCGGUCUCUUGAGAGGUACCCAAAAGGUUAAAGAAGCAUGA